Parnassius apollo (apollo) is the source of this 258-nucleotide messenger RNA. The record is from the annotation of a GenBank genome assembly. NCBI's taxonomy places the organism in Eukaryota, Metazoa, Arthropoda, Insecta, Lepidoptera, Papilionidae.
AUGGUAAGUGGAACGGGUCCAGCACCGAAUCAGGCCGACACUGUAGCAUUCUGGCGCGGCCUGUGGUCAGAGCCCGUAAACCAUAGCGAGGGCCCUUGGACGGAAGUUGUGGCGAGUCAGUGUGCGGGUAUUACGCUCAUGGACCCCGUCAUCAUAACGCCGGAUGACGUAGCUGAGGCGGUCCGUAGGGCCCCGAACUGGAAAAGUCCGGGGCUUGACGGGCUGCAUCACUACUGGCUGAAGGGGUUCAUGGUGUGA